Messenger RNA from Pangasianodon hypophthalmus (striped catfish), 4480 nucleotides. Its product is annotated as SIRT1 domain-containing protein. Gene Ontology annotation, molecular function: NAD+ binding. NCBI's taxonomy places the organism in Eukaryota, Metazoa, Chordata, Actinopteri, Siluriformes, Pangasiidae. The transcript has 8 exons. The record is from RefSeq and is a predicted model, not a curated record. The coding region runs from base 2310 to 3506 and encodes 398 amino acids.
UCCAAAUUUUGGAGGUAAAGAUAACGUUGAAUUACUUUUGCACAUUUCCUGUGAACAUACACUCACCAGUCACUUUAUCAGGAACUCUACCCUAAUACUAAUACCCAAAAAAAAACAUUCCCCACACCAUUAUACCAUCACCAUCAGCCUGAACUGUUGACACAAGGCAGGUAGGGUCCAUGGAUUCAUGCUGUUGAUGCUAAAUUCGGAUCUUACCAUCUGCGUGCUCCCGCAGAAAUCAAGAUUAAUCAGUCCAGACAACGUAUUUUUCAUUGUUCAACCAUCUAGUUUCUGUGAUCCUGUGCCCACUGUAGCCUCAGAUUCCUGUUGUUGGCUGACAAGAGUGCAACUUGAAAAUCAAGGUUCAGUGUGUUGUACAUUCUGAGUUGCUUUUCUGCUAACCACAGUUGUGAAGAGUGGUUAUUUAAGUUACCGUAGCCUUCCAGUCAGUUCAAACCAGUCUGCCCAUUCUUCUCUGACCUCUCUCAACAAAGUGUUUCCACCCACAGAACUGCCACUGACUGCAUGUUUUUGUUUUUCACACCAUUCUGUGUAGACUUUACAGGCCAGCCCAUCCAGCACUAACAGCCAUGCUAUGGUUCAUACUGAUCACUCCCUACCCACCCAAAAGGCCAUUACAAUUUCCCCACGUUGCUGUGUGUUUAUGUGCACCACUAGAUGUCAGUCUUCACCACAUUUUCCACAAUAGGACAUUGACCUGUUGGAUAUUAAUUUGAUCAAGUCUUUGCUGUUAUCAGUUUGAAAUUAGCAAUGGAGGAAAAAUCAUUGCACUAAGAUGUCCAUACAAAAACAUGUUCUUAUUCACUCCUCAGUAGUCUGAACAUUGAACAGCGUCUUGUAAGUAGUGGAUUCUGAGAUUCUGCACUCCAGAGUCAAAUUCACUACCAGGUCAUUUUCAUACUGUAACAUCACAUAUUUCAGCACUCACUGUACAGUAUGUGCUUUUCUCAGUAACUUAAUUUAAUCCAAUUUACAGAAUGCCUUAGUCGGUUCCUUGCUCUUUCUUAUGUACACACUUGCACACACCCUGAACAAAUAGUACAUUGAGCCCAAAUUAGUUGCAUUGUGUCAUAUGAGGAUUGAACAAAGAGCCAAACCAAAGUGACAUGUCAUUAGCGCAAUGGAGAAUAAAGAGGAGAGGAGACCUUUUGGUGUUGAAGUGAUCACCGUGGUGACCGGCGCUGUGAGGCCAGAACUUGAAUUGGGGCGGCAGAUUUCGUAGAGAAGCUGCUUACAGGCGUAGCACUUCUGAGAUGGAGCAGAUAUCAGACUAAAUUAGAAUGAAGUUUUCAAGUGAUUUUCCAAAUGGGGCUUUAGGUGCAUUGGAAAGCACGAGCUCUAACGUGAUACAGGGUAUCAUGGCAACAUAUGAUUUCGAUUACAAUAAUCAACCAGUGUGGAGAGAUCCCACUUUAUGAUGAAGGUGCAGGUGAUUCAGAUCGUGGCCAUGCAUAAGUUUUGAUCUUCUAAGGACAGAAAGAGAGAGAAAUCAGCUGUGUUGAUAUAGCAGAGACACCGUAAUAAGGAUUGCAUGAAUUUCUCAGAACUGAGAUUGAGAACUGCUGCCCUUGUCUCAUCUAUCAAUGUUUUGUUAUUCGUUUGUUGAAUAAAAAUAUAGCUGGCGUACUGUUUUCUCAAACAUUGUUUUGGAGUUAUGUUUCUUAUAGUGAUUAUACACUGAGUUGUCAGUUUAUUAGAUACAGUGCUUUGCACAAGUAUUCACCCAUUUGAAAUUAAUUGGCAUUUUUACCAUUUGAGUUACAACUUGAUUCAAGAUUGAUUGAUUUGUGUGGUUGUGGUCUGUCUGUUUUUGGGCAUAAUUCUCAUCGUUCUCCUUUGGCUUCUGUGAUUCACUGGUGGUUUAUAUAGAAUGUGAUUAUGUAUGUAUUUUUGUGACUUAUUGAUUUUUUUUUAUGCUUUCCAAGCCAUUCUAGGUAAACACAUGAAAUGGUUGUGCCUGAAAAGCCCACGACAACAGCCGUUUGGAGGCAGAUUAAACCGAAACACCUAAUCGUGCUAUGCUGAAUCACUCGGGUGACUUGUUUUGCCAAUUUCAGUGAUAAUUGAUGGCAUAAACGCUUGCCUGUCUAACUGAUAACACACACUGUUGUCACGUGAUGUACAGUUGUGAGUGGACAGUUGUGUGAAGCUAGGUGUGGUUUAAAAUAGAAUGCCCUUGUCAAUCAUAAAGUUAAAGACACACUUCAGUGCUUCCUCAUAAUGAUUGUCUUAGUCAUAGUGACCUCGUUAUCUUAGUAAAUCGUGGUGGACCAUACUAAAGUGCAGGCAUGAGCAAAGCGAAGAUGAGCAGGGACAGACGGAGCAACCAGCCUGGAUUCGGUAGAGUGACACGCAGCUCCAUCACCUCUCAGGAAUCCGCUUCAUCCUCCUCCCAGCAGAGCAAACCCUCAGACUCUGUCCUACUUGAUGACCUGAGCCUCAUGAGAGUGAGCGAACUGCAGGCCUCAUUAGCACGGAAAGGGAAGCCAUCAAAAACAGGCACUGACGUCAGUAAGAGCACAUCAGGUCGCUCAGUCCCACGGGGAGCUCUUGAGACUGUGGGCCGACUGAUGAAGCUGGGUCGCUUGCGUAAUGUGGUAGUGGUGGCUGGAGCUGGAAUCAGCACAGCCAGUGGCAUACCAGACUUUAGAACGCCAGGCACAGGCUUAUACGCCAACCUGGAAAAGUACAACGUUCCCUACCCUGAAGCCGUCUUCAAUAUCGACUACUUCUCUGAUGACCCUCGUCCUUUCUUCUCACUGGCUAAAGAGCUGUACCCUGGCAGACAUCGACCCAAUUACAUCCAUUACUUUAUCCGCAUGCUGCACCAGAAAGGUCUGCUGCUCCGCAUGUACACCCAGAACAUCGACGGCUUGGAGAAAAUGUGUGGUAUUCCUGAUGAUAAACUGGUGGAAGCUCACGGAAGUUUUGCAACCGCCUCCUGUCACUUGUGCUAUACACCGUUUCCUGCUGACGAAGCCAAGAAAGCCAUCAUGAGUGACAGCGUCCCCACAUGCACGUUCUGUUCCGCCACAGUCAAACCGAAUGUUGUGUUUUUCGGUGAGGACCUACCUGAAAAAUAUUUCCAACAUGAAACAGACUUCCCCAAAGCGGACCUGCUCAUCAUCAUGGGCACUUCUCUAAAGAUUGAGCCCUUUGCCAGCCUGGUGAACACGGUUAAGCCCAGAGUUCCACGUCUGCUGCUGAACCGACACGCAGUGGGGCCGUUUGAGCGUAAACCCCUGAGAAGAGGAGACUAUGUGGAGCUGGGAGACCUGGUGGACUUGGUCAGAAGACUCGCUGAGAUUCUGGGCUGGCACGCAGAGAUUCAACACCUGAUGAACAGCAGUGAGAAUGGGGAUUUGCAAACCAUCCCCAUGGUGAUAUCUGGUCCUCACUCAGACAGCGGACAGCAGCACAGAGCCUGCUCCUGCAGCAACAGUGAAGAGAGUGACUCGUCAGAGACGGACAGCAAGAGCACUUGAGUUAUUGAGUAACUACAGUCACGUGCUGUCCCAGACCUCUAAUAUCCACGUGAGGAAAUACACUUACUAUUCUGAUCCUGACCACGUUAUCCUUCUUUUUUUUUUUUUUUUUUUUUUUUUUUUUUUUUUUUUUUUUAUUUUAUUUUAGGUAAUAUCAUUAUGUGUGUCUUUCUUGACAUGUCAAAGGCACUUUCUUACCUCUGUGAACAUUUUAAUAGGAUAUUAAAAGACUAAUUAUUAAUAUAAAAUAUUUAAUUAUCUACAUAUGAGGAACUUUUCUGCCCUCCAUCUGUUUUAGGGUUUUAAACUUGAUGCAAUUACAAGACAGAAAGUAGGAUUUGGAUGGACAUAACCAAUGGCUUAGGCAUGUACGUGUAUGUGCGUUGGGUCAAAGUGUACUCUGUGGAACUUGGAGCAGGUCCAGCUCCGAGAGGACAGUGCUAAAUUAGCAUGGGAGGCGUGACCUCCUGAGUGUGUAGUGUCCCGCUGUGUGUGUUUUCACAGGCACUGCGGUCUCCGAGCUGGGGCCUCCCUCCAAAACUCUAAUAAAUGUCUCUGCUUGGCAACAAAGAACCAAUAUCCUGCUGCUGUGUGUGUAUGUGUGUUUGUGUGAGAAUGUGUAUUUGCUUCUUUGUGUCAGUGUGAGUAAAUGGCUGUCAAUAGGGAUGUGUGUGAGAGAAUGGUAAUUUUGCUUGCCCGUGUAUAAUUGAGAGAAAGCAAUUAUUACAUUUUGCACAGUUGAUUAAAUAAUGAUCACGAAAUCCUGAUCGUAUCUGCUCACAUCUGUUUUUGGUUCAUAUUUCAAGGUACUCACAUAAGAAGUCAGUAUCUGUUUUAAAACUUAUGUUGGAUUUGUUCUAGAGUUAAUAAGUAAAGAUGGCGUACUUAUUAACUCUAGAGCUGAACAGUUUGGGAAAAAGUUGUAUUCUGGAUUCCCAGAUGCUGCUGGGUUUUUUUUUUUUUUUUUUUUUUUU